CGUCGCGUAACUACGGAGAAGGAAACGCCGUGUUCAAGUACGGGAGGACGCAACGCGUUGUGUUGUAUUGGCAGGCUUGGAAAACGACGCUCGCGAACAGGCGAUCGAUUGUAAACCCGUAGCGGGCCUCGUGUCAGUGCAGACUGCCUUUAGCCCUCAGCUGGUUGUUGAACGGCAGCCAUGGAUGAUGCUUGGAACGCUCGCUGCGAUCAGCCGGGAAAUGAGGCCGUGCAUGUGGGGUCAUACCGGUCAGUUUUCGCCCACUGACACCAUAUGGCUCCUGUUUAUCCCGCCCCACACCCGCACCUUGGGAGGAGACUGGAACAGCCUCAAGGUCAAAGAUCUCCGCAGGAAAGUGGUGAAUUAGCAAAGGAAACAUGAUGGGAUGUUACACAAAGCUCGGACUAGCCACUAUUAACGUUACCGUGCCCGUAUCUCUAGGGACUUGAUAGCCUUUGCGAUAUGAUGGAUUCGUCCAACCGAAACAGUGGUCACGAUGAUGAAUGGAGCAAUGCCUUGAAACUGACCGCUCGAGAUGAUGGAAAGAAGAAAGGCAAACAAUCUAUACCGGACCUACCUGAGUUCAACCAAUCGAAAGCGUUGGCUGACGAUGACGUCAGGUGUGGUUUCGGAAGCUACCGUCCUGAUUGGCUGCAAGUCUUCAAUAACCCAAAGUGCCUGCUUUUCUUCUUGUGUGCUUACUGUAUGAUCCUAGGGUUUGUCGUGAACGGAAUUAACAAUGUCAACACGACGUCUAUUGAACGUCGGUUCAACCUACCCAGCGCCAAAGUCGGCCUCAUCUCCAGCGCUUACGACAUCGCCGCAGGAAUCCUGGGGGUGUUCGUCAGCUACUACGCGUCUGGGAGGAACAAGGCUCGAUGGGUGGCGGGGGCAGGGGUCAUCAUGGCCAUGGGGUCGCUCGUCAUGUCCCUACCGCACUUCACCACCGGCGCGUACGAACUGGGCGAACUAGAUCAAAGCUUCUGUGAACACAAUGGAACCUCGAACACCACAACCUGCGCUCAGGACACCGAGACCUACCUAUCCAACUACCUCUAUGUGUUCAUCCUGGGUCAGAUGCUGCACGGCGUGGGGGGGACCACCGUGUACACAGUGGGCGUGGCACUCCUUGACGACAGUCUCCCGUCCCAGUCUACUCCACUGUAUUUAGGUAUUCUGUAUGGAUGCUCAGUACUGGGCCCUGGGCUCGGCUUCGUCAUAGGCGGGCAGUUCCUAAGCUACUACGUCGACUUCGACACAGUCAACACCUCAAGCCUGAAUAUCACAACAGAUGACCCCAGAUGGGUCGGGGCCUGGUGGUUCACGUUCCUCGUCUGCGCCAUCUUGAAUCUGGUCGUGUCCUUACCCUUGUUCGGCUAUGGAAAAGAACUGCCUUCCGCCCGAUACGUGAGUGCCACACGGAGGUCCCAGGCCCAUACCUCGUCCAGCCACACUGCAGCCAGGGUCGGGGAGAAGGGGUCACUCACUGACCUCCUCCGCGUGCUCUACACCCUCUUGAUGAAUCCCGUGUUCUGCUUCAUGACGCUCAGUAUGCUAAUGGAGGGCCUCGUGAUAGCAGGCAGCGCCACCUUCCUGCCAAAGUUUAUAGAGAAUGAAUACAAAAUAUCAGCUUCACUCGCUGCCAUGUUAACAGGUAUAGCAGUUGUGCCCAGUGCCGCCGGUGGUCAGUUUGUGGGGGGCAUCAUAACCCGGAAGUUGAAGCUGGACAUCAGAGGGGCCAUGAAGGUCUGCAUUGUCGGAGUGUUCGGGGCCCUGGUGUCCAGCUCCGUCUUAUGGCUCAAAUGUGAUAAAGAAAUUAUUUCCGGCAUAGACAGAGCGUACGAAGGGUUCAACCACACCCCCUACACAGUAGAGCUGACUGUCGGAUGUAACGCCCACUGCCGCUGCAGCACUGACGUCUUCGAGCCGGUGUGCGACCCCACGGGGAAUGUGUAUUUUACGCCGUGUCACGCCGGCUGUUCAAAAGACCUGGGGAAUGGGAACUACAGCGGCUGCGCCUGCGUGAAGAGCCCGACGUUCGCCAAUUCCAGCGUCGAGGUGACGAGUAAGGGCUGCAGGGAAUCGUGCUCCCUCCUAUACGUCUUCCUCUCUCUCAUGUUCGUCCUCAUCUUCUUCGUCUUCAUCCCUGUGGCGCCGGGGGACUCAGUGCAGCUCAGAUGUGUACCGGAAGAACACAAGACGUUUGCCCAGGGUGUGAAAUUACUGAUUGUGCGACUGCUUGGUACCGUUCCCGGUCCAAUAUUGUACGGCCGUUUGCUGGACGAAUCGUGUGUUGUGUGGCGAGAGAAGUGCGACAGUCGCCUCUCCUGCUGGGUGUACGACAGUAACACCAUGGCGAGGAACCUGUUCCUGUUGAUGAUAGGAACUUGUAUAUUUUCCGGGCUUUUCCUCGUUUUGGCGUUGCGUUUGUACAGACCCCCAGAAACCCCCGAUGACUCGCCAAAGACGGAAGAAACUGUUGCCAAGGACGAUGUUGAAGGUGAUGUGAGAGAGCCAAUCAUAGCCAAGGGAGUGCGCUCUUAGUAAUGGGAGGCAACUCUUACUGACUUUUGUAAACGGAGAUUGCUCCUUGUGAUGAUGAAGGGAGAUAACCGCUGUUGAUUUUUCAUAUCAUUGUUGGAUAUAUACGAAUGUAUAAUGUGUUUUCAUUACUGGAAUUUAUCAUGGUGUACAGACUUUUGUAUUGUUUUGCCUGGCUUGUUUAGAAUGCUGUUCUGUUAUGAGAUAAGUAUGCAGAUAUGUAUUGGAAAAUCGUUGUAUGAUAUCCUUGAGUGUUGAAUGAUGUUGUACAGUGUUUUGUUGAAAUGUUGUGUCAUCAGCCUUGAGAUCUUGGACAGCUGUUGUCGUGUUACAACCUCGGUUAUUGAAAGAUCGAUUUGACUGUGUCAGGGGUUAGUUAAACCUCAGCUGUUAAGAACUACUACAAAACGCGGUCUGUGCCAGACUAUGGUAGUGUGGUUGAAUGUGUUAAAGCGGCUGGGGAACAGUUGCUGUGAAGAGUAGAGGACAAGGUGUGACAAGGUGCUCCUGAAUGUAUAACCAAAGCUGGCUGAAGUGUUUCAACUAGACCGAGGCUAUGGGAAUGGUAUAUGUGGGUCGACCGUUGAAACAUUUCACCAUAACCUCCACUUUGGGCAUUAUGUUCACCUCGACUAUUGAAGCAUCUGCAUUAUUGAAGCAUCUCGCUAUACUCUUGGCUUUGGAAAUGAGAUAUAUGGCUCGACUGUUGAAGCAUUUUACACGAACCUCUAUUGUUGGAGUUGAUAGCUCAACUUCGGUUUUAUAGUCACGUUAUACAUACGCGGGUCGGGGAUGGAGCAAUCUGAGCAUUGAUACAGAAUGAUCUUUUCUUAUGUAUGCAGUCUUCCAUCAAGGUUUUUUGUAUUGAUCAUCAUGCAAUGAUGUGUGUGGUAAUAUUUUCAGACUGAGGAACGUGAGUAAUAGAGAUAUUUUCCAAGAACCCUCAUCUUCAGAAGCUGUUUUGCUAAGCGUUUCUACUUUGUGAUACGAUAUUUUUAAACUCUGACACAUAUUUAAUGAACAUAAAUUUAUAUGUAAUUAUAACUGUUUAUUAAUAAGGUCUUCCACACCUACCGGACGCAAUAUGAUUGACCUCAUUAUUUCUUCAGCCAAAUGCUUCCAAUACUACACUUGCAAUACGCAAACCUCAUCGUUGCCAUUUUAUAAUCCUCUGACAAAUCUUAUUUUGGGUAAGUAUGAUCUUGUGAGAGUGAUACAAUACAAAUGAGCUCAAAUCUACUUUUAAAUUCAUUUAAAUCAAAAGAACUUCUUCUCGCACUGAAUGAGGAUUAGCAUAAAAUGCAAAAGCACUGGUUGAAUUUGUUCGAUGUUUUGCCACUUGAUAUACAACGGUACCUCGUUAACUCGAGAUCGAGGAGAUCGUCAAAAAUGUAUCCAGUUAGCCAUAGUUCGAAACAAGCGGAGUGUCAUGUUAGACCAUAUUGACAAUAACCAUUCGGCAAGGACCAUAAGAAUAUAUCGUCGUAAACAACAUGUCGACGUCGUGUUAACGAAAUUUCAGUUGUCAAUAUCAGAAGCACUGUAAAAUUAAGAAGCACUAUAUGGUUCAAACUCCGUUGUUGUCGUUAGUAGACCUACCACAGUGAGAUUCAUGUCCGCUUGACGACAGGUAGCGUUUUCUUUUAAUUUAUUUGAAAUGAAUUCAUCCCAAUUAUGUUUCUAGGUUUGUCAGCACCAUACCCGCGCUCGUGGGUUUGAUCUAAGUUGUAAACGCCUGAGACAUGCAUUACUUCGGGCUUUCCUCCCACAUUAAGCUGACACACCGUGACAUAUAUGGAAUACUGUUCAAAGCGGCGUUGAUACAACUCACUCACUCUCUAUUUUUAAUGAAGCAUAGUCAUCUAAACGUACACUGCCAAAGGUGUGACAUAUGUUGGUAUUAUUCCUUUGCCUACUUCACGCUAUUUUGUAGGGGGCACGGGUGGCCCAGUCGUCUGAGGCGACGCAAUUCGCUGUGCAGAGUUGCGUCCCUUCGACACGCCAGAAACCUAUGAUUGUGGGUUCGAAUCCCGGUUCACCCCGAUUAUGUUCC
This is a messenger RNA of Haliotis rufescens (red abalone), 4594 nucleotides long. RefSeq names its product solute carrier organic anion transporter family member 4C1-like. The transcript is spliced from 12 exons. Gene Ontology annotation, biological process: transmembrane transport; sodium-independent organic anion transport. Gene Ontology annotation, cellular component: membrane. The coding region runs from base 463 to 2544 and encodes 693 amino acids. Gene Ontology annotation, molecular function: protein binding. The record is from RefSeq and is a predicted model, not a curated record. Lineage: Eukaryota; Metazoa; Mollusca; Gastropoda; Lepetellida; Haliotidae.